This is a messenger RNA of Bacillus rossius redtenbacheri, 1101 nucleotides long. Its product is annotated as peroxiredoxin-6-like. Gene Ontology annotation, cellular component: cytosol; mitochondrion. Lineage: Eukaryota; Metazoa; Arthropoda; Insecta; Phasmatodea; Bacillidae. The record is from RefSeq and is a predicted model, not a curated record. Bases 312 to 1019 code for a protein of 235 amino acids. The transcript has 6 exons. Gene Ontology annotation, biological process: cell redox homeostasis. Gene Ontology annotation, molecular function: peroxiredoxin activity.
AUUAUCAGCCUCCGGCCGAUAGUCUACAUCAAUCGUCUCGACAAUGUACUUCUUAUGAAUGUAAAUAGCUGUAACCUGGUAAACACUAUCGGAUCUGUAGGUACAGGACAUAAUCUGGAAACCUAUUCGGAGAAAGUCGUGUUUCACAAAGCAUGAUAAUAUCUACAGUAUGUUGUCUUGCAGAUCGCUUGUUUGGCCAAUGAGGUGAGCGCCUGGACACCGGACACUUGUAGCCCCGCGGCUCCCCCCACGCUGCGACGGGCCCCAGGCGGGGAGACGCGGACCGCUCAGUCGCGCGCGGGGCAGACAGCAUGAGGCUGGGCGCCGCUAUCCCCGACUUUCCCGCGGACACCACCCAGGGGCCCAUCCGCUUCCACGACUGGCUGGGCGACUCGUGGUGCGUGCUGUUCGCGCACCCAGCCGACUUCACGCCCGUGUGCACCACGGAGCUGGGCAAGAUGGCCGCCUACGACCGCGACUUCCGGGCGCGGGGAGUGAAGCUGCUCGCGCUGUCCUGCAACAACCUGCGGGACCACUCCUGGUGGCUGGACGACAUCAGGACCUACUGCCUGGACAUGCCGGAGGAGUUCCCCUACCCCAUCAUCAGCGACGAGCGGCGCGAGCUGGCCGUGCUGCUGGACAUGGUGGACGAGGAGGGCAGUCGCGACCCGGAGACCGCGCUCGCGGUGCGCUCGCUCUACGUCAUCGGGCCGGACAGGAGGCUCAAGCUGUGCAUGCUGUACCCCAACUGCACCGGCCGCGACGUCGACGAGAUCCUGCGCGUGGUGGACUCCCUGCAGCUGACGUCACGCCUCAAGGGGGUCGGCACCCCGGCCGACUGGACGCCGGGAGCCCGGGUGCUGGUGCUGCCCGAGGUGGAUGACGAGGACCUGCCCGCGCUGUUCCCUGGGGGCGUGGACACGGUGGCUCUGCCCUCGGGGCGUAACUACCUGCGCACCGCCGCCGACCCCUGCUGCCAUGCGCACUACCUGGUGCCGCGCGGCCCGCCGCCUCUCUGAUCACCACAACAGCACGGCAAACAACUCACGACGCUAUUGUGUAUUAUUGUUAUCAUGGUAUUAAAUUUAAUGUUUUCCUCGA